CCGAGCGGAGGGGCGCGCGGCCAGGGACCCCUCGCGCUCGUCCCCCGAGGCCGCGCUGGGGCGCCGCCGCCGGAGCCCGCCAUGGACGAGCAGAGCGUCGAGAGCAUCGCCGAAGUGUUCCGAUGUUUCAUUUGCAUGGAGAAGUUGCGCGACGCGCGCCUGUGUCCACACUGCUCCAAGCUGUGUUGCUUCAGCUGCAUCCGGCGGUGGUUGACAGAACAAAGAGCUCAGUGCCCCCACUGUCGAGCUCCACUCCAGCUCCGAGAACUUGUCAACUGUCGUUGGGCUGAGGAGGUGACCCAGCAGCUUGACACGCUGCAGCUGUGCAAUCUGAACAAGCAUGAAGAGAGUGAAAAGGACAAGUGCGAAAACCAUCAUGAAAAGCUCAGUGUAUUUUGUUGGACGUGUAAGAAGUGCAUUUGCCACCAGUGUGCCCUUUGGGGCGGAAUGCAUGGAGGGCAUACAUUCAAGCCACUGGCUGAAAUUUAUGAACAGCACGUGACAAAAGUGAAUGAAGAGGUGGCCAAGCUUCGUCGCAGACUCAUGGAGCUGAUCAGUUUGGUGCAAGAAGUGGAAAGGAACAUCGAAGCGGUACGUGGUGCAAAAGACGAGCGCGUUCGGGAAAUCAGGAAUGCGGUGGAGAUGAUGAUUGCCAGGCUGGACACCCAGCUGAAGAACAAACUGAUCACGCUGAUGGGUCAGAAGACUUCACUCACUCAAGAAACAGAACUUCUGGAGUCUCUCUUGCAGGAAGUAGAACACCAGCUCCGGUCCUGCAGCAAAAGUGAGCUGAUCUCCAAAAGCUCAGAGAUCUUGAUGAUGUUCCAGCAGGUCCACCGGAAGCCCAUGGCUUCCUUUGUCACCACGCCUGUCCCUCCAGACUUCACAAGCGAGCUGGUACCUGCAUAUGAUUCAACGACGUUUGUGUUGGAGAAUUUCAGCACUUUACGUCAGCGGGCAGAUCCGGUUUACAGUCCGCCUCUUCAAGUUUCUGGGCUUUGCUGGAGGCUAAAGGUUUAUCCAGAUGGAAACGGGGUGGUGCGAGGCUACUAUCUGUCUGUGUUUCUUGAGCUCUCUGCCGGAUUGCCAGAAACAUCCAAAUACGAAUAUCGUGUAGAAAUGGUCCACCAGUCCACUAAUGAUCCUGCGAAAAACAUCAUUCGAGAAUUUGCCUCUGAUUUUGAAGUUGGGGAGUGCUGGGGCUACAACAGAUUCUUUCGACUGGACUUGCUGGCUAACGAAGGCUACCUGAACAGGCAGAAUGACACCGUCAUUUUAAGGUUCCAGGUGCGCUCGCCUACCUUCUUCCAGAAGUGUCGCGACCAACACUGGUACAUUUCCCAGCUGGAAGCUGCCCAGACGAGCUAUGCCCAGGAAAUAAGCAAUCUCAAAGAGGGGCUUGCGAUCACACUUUCCCGUGUCCAGAAAUCCCAUGGCCUGUUUCCUCCAGACAGUCACCUCAGUCCUCAGAGUGAUGAUGCUCUGGGAACAAGACCAAAAAAGUCGGGACCAAACUCAGAAGUGCUUCUUGAGACGGUGGCCAGCACAGCAUCGCCCAGGGAUACAAAGGAGGAAGAGGAGGAGGAGGAGGAGGAGAAAGUUCAGUAUGAAGACUUCAAUCAUGAGCUCUCGGAUGGGGAUCUUGAUGUCGAUCUCGUCGGGGAGGAGGAGGCAGCAAACAACCUCAACGGCAGCAGCUCCUCUGCCAGUUCAACAGCAACCAGCAACACAGAAGAGAAUGAUAUUGACGAGGAGACCAUGUCUGGGGAGAAUGACGUGGAGUACAGUCACAAUAUGGAAUUAGAGGAAGGAGAUCUUGGGGAAGAAGCGGCUUCUGCCACCGCGGGUGCCUCAGGGGUGAACCACAGCUACCCUGCUGGGAACAGUCGAAUGUCCCGGCGUGGAGGAAGCUCACUGGGCUCUGCAGCUAGUAGCGGCUUGCUGGACCUCGAUCCCUUGAUCUUGAUACACUUGCUGGACCUGAAGGACAGAAAUGGGCUGGAGAACUUCUGGGGCCUGCAGCCGCGCCCUCCAGCGUCCCUUCUGCAGAACAGAGCUUCCUAUUCGCCCAAAGAGCGGGAUCAGCGGCGGCACCAGGCCAUGUGGCGGGUUCCACCAGACCUGAAGAUGCUGAAGAGGCUGAAAAGCCAGAUGGCGGAAGUCCGCAGUAAAAUGUCGGACGUGAAGAACCAGCUGUCCGAGGUCCGGAGCAGCAGCGCCACCUCUUCUGAUGGGCAGGCCGUGUACUCCGUCCCUGGCGACCAGGCUGCCUUGGCUGCGUGUGGGGCAGAGAGCUACAGCAAGCUGCAGGAUCUUGGGCGGGAGCUGCUGACACGAUCCUCCCUCUCCAGCUGCUACAUGCGUAGUUCCACUGGUAAGAAAAGCCAUUCAGCCAAGGCUGGUCGAACCGGGGCAGCCGGCAGCCUGUCCCUGCGCAGAGCCAUGGACUGCGGCGACGGGAAUCCUCACUUGAAAGGAGACGGCCAGGUUUCCUCUGAAGGUUGCCUGGGGAAUCCGAAACCCAGCAGUCGGCGUGGCUCCCCCAGGUCUUUGGCGAAUGGUAAUGUCUCAGAGCCGUUGUCCAAGUCUGAAGACAGGCAGUGUGAAGUCCCUGGUUCUGACAUGGACGCCUCUGGUUUAAACGGCGUAACUCCUGUGGACAAAGCCAGGAAAGCGGUGGCUGUGGGGUCCAACUCGAGUCGUUGCCGUGUGGAAGCGGUAGAGUCGGCCGACUUGGAAAACGGCGCUGAAGCUGCAGAGCUGCCGGAGGUCCUCUGUGACAGACCCACUGCAGCCCGAGAAGAAGCUGGGCUCUGCCAGAAGCAUGUCCUUCACCUCCUGCCAGGCAUGAGCAGCGACAGCGACAUUGAAUGCGAUACAGAGAAUGAGGAGCAGGAGGAUGCUGAAGCUGCCGGUGCUACUCCAGAUGUCUUCAGCCAGGCUUUCCAGGGCCAGCCUUCAAACAACGCCUUGGAUCUGUGUUCACUUUUUCCCGAGGGUGACCAGAGAGGCCCAGAAGACCUUCCAUUUUCUACUGGAAAAGACAGCAUGAGGUAGAGCAUUUUGCAGCAAGGGCUGCUUGAACUUGGAUGAUCCAUCCCAUGAGCCUGUGUGUCUGAGGUGGUACAGCAUCACGGGCCCUUGCUUAACUCACCUGCACUGUUUCUGGUGAUGCCUUCCCCUCCUGCCCCCUUCCUGCCGAACUUUUUGUUUUUCGGAUCCUGCUCGGUGUCGCCCCACACCUUGCGAGAGCCUCAGCCACGCUCCCCAGUGGCUGAAGUAUUCGAAGGACAGGAGGAGGGAGUGCCUGCUGCCACUCUUUCUAGAGGGCGUGAAUUGACACUAAAAGCACCGCACUUGUGAAGAUGUCUCCACGCAAGGGGGGCUCCUUUCAUCUGCCCCCAGCUCCCCUACCUCCAGUUGAUCCACUUUCGGCCAAUGGGCAGCACUCAUUGCCAAACCCUCUGGCCAUUGUGCGUUGCAUUUGCGCUGUUCAGUGUGCCCCAGUGAAGCUGUUCUGAAUCGGCUGUUUGCUUCCAAGCAUGAGUUCCUGUGUAAAUGUUAGUUGUGUGCCUUCUGAGUGCUGCAUUAACAGAAGGAUUCAUCCUUAAAUGGUAAUGUUUUAAUUGUUGUACAAAUUCAGAGAGUUGAGAUGGAAAUGGUUUGCACUCUUUUAAUUAAUAAAAUGAACAUGGAAACAAC
Molecule: messenger RNA, 3702 nt
Organism: Varanus komodoensis (Komodo dragon)
Lineage: Eukaryota; Metazoa; Chordata; Lepidosauria; Squamata; Varanidae
Gene: TRIM37
Product: tripartite motif containing 37
Exons: 25
Coding region: 82-3057 (991 amino acids)
Biological process (GO): negative regulation of centriole replication; protein autoubiquitination
Cellular component (GO): peroxisome; aggresome
Molecular function (GO): ubiquitin protein ligase activity; tumor necrosis factor receptor binding; zinc ion binding
Source: RefSeq, a predicted model, not a curated record